AUGAAUAAUGAAAAGAAAACCGAAUUCAGGCUUGAUCAAUCAACGGCUAGCAAUGGUUUAUUUACUGUUAUAGAAAGAAAGCCCUUAUCGUCCUUGGAAAACAAUGAGAGCCUUAAUUUUAGUAACUUUAAUGAACAGUUAAAUCCAUCUGUUGUUGAUACUUUAAAAAAGAAAGAGGACUUUAAUAAUGAUAGUAAUAAUGUUGAUAAUAUGAAUAAUAGUAAUAAUCAGAGUGAUAGUAUAUGUGGAAUAUACAGAUUAAACAGCUCACAGUUAUUAAACGACAACCUAGACAAUACUCUAAGUAGAAUAAGUUAUGUAGAUGAGGACGUGUCCUCUUUUUUUGAUUCUGAUAAAGAAGAGGAACUUUAUUUUGAUAAUGACAUUUCUACUCUUGGUUCAUGUUAUUCUAUAAAUACACCUAAUAAAAUAUAUAAAAAGAAGAAAACACGGAAUAGUAUGAACGGUAUACAUGCACAUGGAAAAGAACAGAUUAAUUUAUUAUUAGAAAAAAAUGAAGAGAAAAAGAACUCACCAUUUAUUCAUAAUAAGAAGGAAGAAAAAAAUAAUAUAUAUUAUAAACCUGAAGAAGGAUUAAAUGAAGAUUAUUAUGAUAUAAUGAACAAGAAAAAAAAAAAAAAAAAAAAAAAAAGUUCUUUCUUAAAAGAUCAUUAUUUUAAAGAAAAUAUAAAUGCUACUAAUGAUGAUAUAAAUAUACAUUCUAUGGUAUCAAAUCAUCAUAGUGAUCAUUCAGAUCAUAGUAAUAAAAGUGAAAAAUUGCCUAAUGAAAAAAUCGUAUCUAUUAAAAAUAAUAAUGAAGAAAAAGCUAUAAGACUAAAUAAAAAUAUUUAUAGGGUAGUUAAUAUUAAUAAAGAAGAGGAGAAAAAUAAUAAAGAAAGUUUUAUAAGAAGAAUUACACAAAUAAGGAGAAGCAUGAUCAAUGAAAAGAAUUUUCAACGAAAUGAAGAUGAUCAUCGCCAUAAAUAUGAUAAGAAGUAUGAUCAUGGUGAUGGUCAUCAUUAUAAAUAUGAUAAGAAGUAUGAUCAUGGUGAUGGUCAUCAUCAUAAAUAUGAUAAAAAGUAUGAUCAUAGUGAUGGUCAUCAUUAUAAAUAUGAUAAAAAGUAUGAUCAUAGUGAUGGUCAUCAUCAUAAAUAUGAUAAAAAGUAUGAUCAUGGUGAUGGUCAUCAUCAUAAAUAUGAUAAAAAGUAUGAUCAUGGUGAUGGUCAUCAUCAUAAAUAUGAUGAAAAGUAUGAUCAUGGUGAUGGUCAUCAUCAUAAAUAUGAUGAAAAGUAUGAUCCUAGUGAUGGUUAUCAUCAUCAUAAUCAUCUUUAUAAAUAUGAUAAAAAGUAUGAUCAUAAUGAUAAGGACAAAAUAGAACAUCAUAAUGAUGUAGUAGAUCAAGAUGAACAUGUAGAGCAUGAAGAAACGAAUGAUAAAAAUAGUCCAUCCAAUAAUUAUUCAAAUUAUAAUAAUAGAUUUAGUGAAGGUUAUAUUCUUAAAAGAGAUAAUAAAUUGGCUAGAUAUAAUAGUGAUAAACGAGUGAAAUAUAAACAAUUAAAUAGUGAUGAGGGAUAUGAAAAUGUUUUAAAAUAUACAAAUAAAGAAAAAUAUUCCAAUGUAGAUUCCGAUAUAUAUUAUAGAGAACAGGAUUAUCCAGAAUAUUAUAAUGAUGUUCCAUCACGAUAUAAUGAUUAUUACAAUCGUGUAUCUAAUAGAAAUGAUAAGAAAAAUGAAUUAAAUGAAAAUUCUUAUUAUUAUAAAAAUAUAAAAUAUAAUGAAAAAAAUAUGUUUAUGAAAAAUAAUGAUGAUAAAGAAAAUGAACCAUAUCCUGAGGUUCAUUAUAAUGAUGAUAAAUAUAUAGAUAAUCAAUAUGAUGAUAGAUAUUAUAAUGUUAAUCGGGAUCAGUACCAUUUUUAUGAUGAUGAAGAAAAUGUGCAUAAAUCUAAAUAUAUGAAUAAAAAUUAUUACAAUGAUUAUAAAGAUUAUUACAAUAAAGGAAAUGCUUUAAAUAAUUAUUAUGAGAAAGAAAAAUUAAAACGAUAUAGUUCAUUUGAUGAAAAGGUUGAUAUUAAAAGAGGUGAUGAAAAUGAUUAUAUAUAUAAUAAUAAUAAUAAUAAUAAUAAUAAUAAUAAUAUGGACGAAAAAAUACACACAUUAGAUAAAAAUAAUAUGUAUGUUGAUAAAAAUAAUAUAUAUGAUGAUAAAAAUAAUAUGUAUGAUGAUAAAAAUAAUAUGUAUGUUGAUAAAAAUAAAAUGUAUGAUGAUAAAAAUAAAAUGUAUGAUGAUAAAAAUAAAAUGUAUGAUGAUAAAAAUAAAAUGUAUGAUGAUAAAAAUAAUUAUGGAUAUAAUCAUCAUAUUGUAGGAGGAACCAAUACAACGACAUAUUUGAAAAAUUUACCAAAGAAGAGUUAUAAGAGAAGAGAAGAAAGUGGUGAGAUAAAUAAUGAAAGUAUGAAUUUAGAAUCUGGAGAAGAAGAAUAUCGAAUGAUGCAGAAAAAAAAAAAUACCACAUUUAAACAUGUCGAUGAAAAUAAUAUGUAUUAUAAACAUAAUGAACUAUUGAAUGAAUAUAAUACAAUUGACGACACAGAUAAUCUAAAUAAUAAUAUUAAUAGGAAUAGGAAUAUAUAUAUGCAUGAAAAUCGAAUUAGCAAUCAACAAAAUAAUAAAUUCAAUCUUAAUAAUAAUGAACUGGAGGCAGACGAAAAAAAAAAUAAAAUGGAUAACAUGUUUUAUAAUAAAGAGAGAAAUUAUAUAAUAAAUAAUCAAGAAUAUAAUAAAAAUUAUAUUUAUAGAAAUGAAUAUUAUAAAAACGAAAAAAAUGUAUAUCUUGAUAGUUAUCCAUAUGAAAUGGUUGAACACAAAAACAAAUACACAUCUAACAUGAAUAAUAAAUAUGAUAAUAAAGAUUCUUCUUAUUUAUAUGAUGAUGGUUCUUCAUCUUUUAAUAAUAAAAAAUAUACUAAAUUAAUAAUAAAGGAUAAUUUGUGUAACAAUAAAUAUAAACAUAAUAAUUAUGAUAAUCACAAUAAUAUUGAUGGAAAUGAUGUAUAUUACAAACAUCCUUAUGAUAUAGAAGAAGGAAGAGCAUAUGAUAAAAAUUAUUAUCAUGAUAAUGAAUUAAAUGAUCACUAUUUAAAUUAUAGUGAUAACUACAUGAAUACAAAAGUUAAUAUACAUGAAGAUCAUAAUAAAAAUAUUGAUGAUAAUAAUAUGUUAUAUAAUAAUAUGAACUUGACGGAUGAAAAUAAUAAUAAUAAUAAUCAUAAUGAUAAUAAUAAUAAUGAUAAAUAUAAUGAUGAUAAUAAUAAUAAUAAUAAUAAUAAAUAUCAUGUAAUGAAUCAAAGAAAUAUAUAUCCAAACAAUAUCCCUAUGAACUAUGUUGGAGAUAUAAAUGAAGAUAAAAAUAAUUAUAGUCUGUCAGAUAAACAAAAUAUCCCACCUAGUGAUGAGAAACGAGAAGAAAAUUCGAGAAAUUUUAUAAACGAAACCAAUAAAGAUGAAAAGGAAAAUGUAAAUAAUAUGAAUAAUUUAAAUAUAGUCAAUAAUAAUAUGAAAAAUUUUAUAGUACCAAAUAUGAAUGGAAUGGUUCUUCCUACUACAAGUGUACCAGCUAAUGUGAUACCAGCUAAUGUGAUACCCGCUAAUGUUGUACCAGCUAAUGUGAUACCCACUAAUGUGAUACCCGCUAAUGUUGUACCAGCUAAUGUGUUACCCACUAAUGUGGUACCCGCUAAUGUGGUACCCGCUAAUGUGGUACCUGCUAAUGUGGUACCUGCUAAUGUGGUACCCGCUAAUAUAGUACCAAAUGUACCCAUUACAAAUAAUAAUAUUCAAAAUAAUAAUAACUUGGAAAACAUAAACAAAACUAAUGAUAACCCAGCACCACCUGUUAAAAGAAAAAGGGGACGACCUAAAAUGAAAAAAAACCCACCGGAAGAAACACAACCUACUGAUUUGGCUAGUAACAGUAAUGCUUCUUCAUCAUAUCAAGCUACUAAUACAAAUAUUCAGAAUAUGAAUCUAAAUAAUUUGAAUCCUAAUCUCGUAAAUGAUAUGAAUCAACCUUUAUAUACUAAUCUUAAUACAAUUAUCAAUCCACCAUUUAAUAAUCAACUAGCCAAUACUGUUAUAAAUCUUCCUUUAGAUCAGCAGGUUGUACAACCAUUAGGACACCAAGUGGGGCAACCCCUUGGUCAGGCAAUAAAUUAUCAGGUAAUUCCCCCACCUCAGACAAUAGGACAACAGCUAGCUGAACCGAUCAACCAGCAGUUGAAUCAUCAGCUAAGUCAACAAAUGAAUCAACAAAUGAAUCAGCAAAUGAAUCAGCAAAUGAAUCAACAAAUGAAUCAGCAAAUGAAUCAACAAAUGAAUCAACAAAUGAAUCAACAAAUAAAUCAACAGAUAAGUCAUCAAAUGAAUGCACAGUUAGAUCAGCAAAUGAAUCAUCAAAUGAGCCAUCAAUUAAACCAUCAAUUAAACCAUCAAUUAAACCAUCAAUUAAACCACCAAAUGAAUCAACAAUUAAAUCAACAAUUAAAUCAACAACUAAAUCAACAACUAAAUCAACCUUUAAGUAUGACCAUGAAUCAACCAUUCAACCAUCCUGCUUUAUAUAAUAAUACAAAUAAACCAUUGAAUCCUUCCUUAUACGUAGUAUCUAAUAUGAUGAACAAUAAUUAUAAUGGAAACUUGACGGAAGAGCAAAUGGGGCCAAUGUUUAAUAAUCAUGAUAACGAACAAGGAAAUAAUUUGGAUCCAAACUUUUAUCAUAGAAAUAUGGAACAAACGAAAAGUCAAAACGAUGAUUUUUCUUAUGAAGAUGAAGAAGAAAUGAACAGAAAUAAUAAAAAGAAUACACGAUCUUCUGUAAGUGAAUCAGAAGGACAACAUUCUGAGAAAGAAUUUUCAAAAAUUCAUAAAAGAAGGGGAAGAAGAAGAAAAAAAGAUAUUGAGCAGUAUUCUAAUGAAUUUAAACAAAAUAAUAACCAAGAUAAUAUAAAUCAGGAUACUAGAGAGGAGAAUAAAAGUGAUCCUGGAUAUUCAACUUUUGUUGAUGAAAAUAAUAAGACAGUUUCAUACAGAGUUUCAUAUCAUCCAGCAGAUGCUGUUUGGGAAAAAAUAUCAGGUGUCAAGUUUGGUCCCAUGAUAUUAACAGCUCAAAGCAGAACAACGAAUGUUAUACUGUCGAAAAAAAGAUCAAUAGAAUUAGGAAAUAUUUUGCACAACCUAAUAUAUGGAUAUAUAUAUAAAGGAGAUAAUGUUAGGCUUACCAUAGGAAAAGAAUCAAAAAAUGUAAAGAGUGGUUCUCCUUUUUUCUUACCUAGUUUUAUGGACUGCAGUAUACACAACGACGACGACUCUGGGUCCGCUAAAAUAUUUUUAUGUUUUGUUUACCUAAAUUAA
Plasmodium reichenowi is the source of this 5406-nucleotide messenger RNA. RefSeq lists its product as hypothetical. The transcript has 7 exons. The coding region runs from base 1 to 5406 and encodes 1801 amino acids. The record is from RefSeq and is a predicted model, not a curated record. NCBI's taxonomy places the organism in Eukaryota, Apicomplexa, Aconoidasida, Haemosporida, Plasmodiidae.